Messenger RNA from Arabidopsis thaliana (thale cress), 792 nucleotides. Its product is annotated as Cystatin/monellin superfamily protein. The record is from RefSeq and is marked reviewed. The coding region runs from base 1 to 792 and encodes 263 amino acids. The transcript has 3 exons. Lineage: Eukaryota; Viridiplantae; Streptophyta; Magnoliopsida; Brassicales; Brassicaceae.
AUGGAAAUUCCACCGAUAGAGACAACCACUGAUGAAUCCACCGUCGCUUGCUCUCUGAACAAGGACAUAUCCGACUCCGACACAAGAGAAGAUGAUUAUUCCUCCGACGGAGAAAAAGAAGGAGAAGACUACGAAAGCAACGGAGAAGAAGGAGACGAAUAUGAUGGCGAAAGCAACGAAGAGGAAGAUGAUGACGAUGAUGAUAACGAAAGCGACAGAGAAGAAGGCGAUACGGAAAGAGAGGGAGAAGACAAUGGAGAUAGUAUAGUGGACGAUGGAUAUUCAACAAACGAUCAACCAGAGUGGGAAGUGGAUAACUUCGAUGAUUUAUAUAGCGAUUUCUGUUCACCUGAUGAAGACUGUUAUACCGACGAAGAAGAUGAGCGUAAAAGACGUCUUUAUCGUCGAAAUCUCCACUUUAGUCGUGGUUUUCUGGUGGAAAAAGGGAUUCAUCCACGUUCCGUAUGGAUUGGUGCAAUCUUACUUGAACCAUUGGACAGUGAACAUUCUCCGGUUAAAGGAAGGACACAACUUCAAUACGCACAAGACAUGGUCAAAUUGUGUCUUCGCAAAUACAAUGCCUUAAAGGAAACCAAUGUGACAUUGGAUCAUGUUGUAAGAGUGACAGGGUCUUUCACUGGUAGGUGGGUUUCGUAUAUUACUUUUAUGGCGAAAGAGUCUGAGGACGAUGAUACGCUUGUGGAGUAUCAAGCCAAGGUUGUGAAGAAAUUACAAUGUAAGACUUAUCCUAUGUUUUGCAGGCCUAGUCCUAAGCUAGAUCCAGAUUUGUAG